Leptidea sinapis is the source of this 6615-nucleotide messenger RNA. RefSeq names its product cadherin-99C (gene Cad99C). Gene Ontology annotation, biological process: homophilic cell-cell adhesion. Lineage: Eukaryota; Metazoa; Arthropoda; Insecta; Lepidoptera; Pieridae. The coding region runs from base 382 to 5148 and encodes 1588 amino acids. The transcript is spliced from 32 exons. Gene Ontology annotation, molecular function: calcium ion binding. The record is from RefSeq and is a predicted model, not a curated record. Gene Ontology annotation, cellular component: plasma membrane.
CGUUGGUUCGGUUGUGUGUAUUUAGCAGAAGUGCGGGAACUUUUACGACACUGUUUUAUACUUUACUAAAAUUCCUUAAUUUUGUGAGUGUAACGUUUAUAAACACGAUCCGUGUUAAAUAGUGGAUUGUUUAGGAGCUGUUUAGUGAUCACAGGUGAAACAUUCCAACGCCGACGCAGCCUCCGUACCUAGCAGGUGGACAUUAGACUACUAGACCAACCCUGUUUGAAAUAUAUGAGGAUGUUAGUGCGAUUAUGAGGAGUUAUAAACGCUGUUAGGUUUGCUGAGUAACGGUUGGUGUGGUGACCUCGUUCUGACUCGCUGAUGGACAUUCAAAAACUUGAGGAAUGAGAUUACAUCGGUGUUUUAAUUACCGGUGAGAUGGCGCGGGUUGGCCCGCUGAUACAGCGAUGGACGGUCUGGUUUCUGGUCUGUCUACUGCAUGGAGUAUUGGAGGCCACACCAGGGCCAUGUGAAGUGGAGACCGGACAGUCAAGUAUAAUUGUUGAUAUAGAAGAAAGUCGAGGAGAUCAAGUAAACCAAAGCACAGUGCCCGCGAUACUACCAAUAGUUGGGGAACCUGAUGUUGACGUCAUAUUAUCUACGGUGUUCCCGAAGGGUCCGACGUUGUUCGAGCUGGAUGGGAAGAGAUUGCAACUUCUGGAGCCCUUGGACAGGGACGCUGAAAAUCUCUCACAUAUGGUCUUCCAGUUGGUGUGUCAAGUUAAGUCUACUAAGAAAAGAAGGACCAUUCCUGUGAUUGUGAGAGUUUCUGAUAUCAACGACAACGCGCCCGUCUUCCAGGGAACUCCAUAUGUUACCACUGUACCAGAACUGGUGUCACUGGGAUCAACAAUAUUCGACAAGAUCAGAGCUGUUGACAUUGAUGCCGGGGUGAAUGGUCUAUCAGAGUAUUUUAUAAUACCAGGAGAUAAUAAAACUUUGGAAGCAGAGAACGCUGUGGAUGGGUACGGGUACUUCGCGAUACCCAUUCCACAUCAGGGUCAGGUCACCGUUAACAGAAGCUUGGAUUACGAACGAACUCAGAAGUAUCUAGUCACUAUUGUCGCUUCUGAUCGUGCUCGAGACACCAAGCGUCGCAUGUCGGCCACCACUACAAUGACAGUCAACGUACAAGACGACGACGACCAAGACCCUUCCUUCAUUUACAAGGGAUGUAGUUUGAACGAAGGCGCCUGUAUCAACCCGGAGUAUUCCAGUUAUGUAAACAGUGGAGUGUUAGCUGGCAUUCUCAGUAUAGAGCCGGAAAAGAUCCAAGCCGUAGACAUGGACACCCUGAACGAUAGAAUUAAGUACAGCAUCGAGAGUGGAGAGCCGGAGAGCUGGGGGACCUACUUCAGUAUUGACGAGACCUCGGGCGCAGUCAGGCAGCUUGUUGUUGUGGACACCAGCGUCGCUAAGAAGUUCCAGUUAGUUAUAAAGGCUGAAGAAAUAUCAGAAGCAAAACGCUUUACAACUGCUAAGUUAACGAUAACAGUACGUCCGAUAGACGCCAGUCCGCCUGUAGUAUCAACCACGUCCGAUGACGGCCACGUUGAGGAGAACUCGCCAAGAGGAACCAAAGUAUUGGACGGCGAUGGCCAGCCGAUACGGCUCAGUGUUUCUGACCCUGAUCUGGGACCAGGAGAUCCAAAGCCAAAAUAUACAUUUGAACUUACAACAAACUUGUUCGAUAUUGAUAAAGACGGCUUUCUUAUUGUUAACGAUGAACAUUUGGACCGGGAUCCUCCAAACCAAAGUACAUAUAGAGUACAGAUAGUUGCCCGCGAGGCGAACGGCGGUGCAGCAUCAGCGCCGCACCUGGUCAUAGUGCGCUUGUUGGACCAGAACGAUAACGCACCCGUCAUAUCCAAGACUCAACUGAUUACUGUACCUGCCAGCUUGGAACCGGCAGCUGUUUAUAAGGUGGUGGCAACUGAUAUUGACGAGGGUGAGAACGCUCGAGUGACGUACUCCUUGUAUCACGUGUCUAACAAUGGCGGGAACAAGUUCACUAUUGACUCUAGCACGGGACUCAUAUCCAGUACCGGGCGCCUGCAAGCGGGGGAACAGUACAGUGUCACAGUCCGGGCCACAGAUUCCAAAGGUCUGAGCUCCCAGGGGAUCAUAGAGCUGCUGGUGGCGCCCGGACCAAACACACGGCCCCCGCAGUUCUCGUCCAGAGACUACUACGCCCCCGUGUCUGAAGGAGCAGCCAUCAACUCAACGGUUACUACUGUCACUGCCAAGGACCCAGAGAGCGAGCCUGUAGCCUACUCCAUAGUGUCUGGUAACGACCUGCUUCAGUUCGCCAUCGGCUCUGGCACAGGCAUCAUCACCGUCAUACGAAGACUGGAUCGAGAAGUACUUACACGCUACCAAUUGAUGGUGCGAGCCGAGGACCCCGGUAGACUCUCAUCAACAGCUACAGUCAACAUCAAAGUGACGGACAUUAACGAUAACAAUCCAAUAUUUGACAACGAUUCCUAUUUGUUCCACGUUAAAGAAGGCCUCACUGGUGAAUUAGUCGGCUACGUGCACGCUACAGACAUCGACGAAGGAAUAAACGCCAUAGUUAGUUACAGUAUACCUUCCAAUGUGCCCUUCAUGAUCGACAACGCUACCGGUAUGAUCACCACCAGCACAGAACUUGAUUAUGAAGAUACCAAGGAUUAUGCUUUCGUGGUGACGGCAACAGAUGGCGCUAUUGACAGACGUUUCGGAACUGCAUCUGUGAGCGUGCUUGUUGACGAUGUACCCGAUGAACCGCCAAUCUUUCCGCAAGCUCUCUAUUCUGUGCAUGUACCGGAAAAUGUGCCUAAUUACCCUGUAGUUAAAGUCCACGCGGAAGACCCAGACACAUUGUCCGAAAUAACAUACACGAUUAUCAAAGGUGAUACGGACUCGUUCUCCAUCGAUCGUAAGACUGGUAUGAUUCGUACGGUGAAGGCGUUAGACCGGGAGAUGAUCACCAGGCACGAGAUCAUUGUUGGCACCGAGGAGAACAAUGGUGAAGGAAAUGGUGCCACAACUACUGUUGAGGUCGUUGUUGAUGACAAAAACGACAACGCACCACAAUUCACAUCGGUGGUUCGUCCUGUGACGAUAGAAGACACGUCGUCCAUCGGGUCGUUGGUGGACACCGUGGCGGCCAGUGACGCGGACGCCACGGCGCCCAACAACAGGGUCCGCUACUCGCUGGCGGGCCGGGGCAAGGCCUCCGUGUACUUCCACGUGGAGCCCGACUCCGGCGCCGUGCGGCUGAGGGACGAUCUGAGGAAGGAGACGGACAGUGAAUACACGGUCGAUAUCCAAGCAUAUGACCAGGGCGAGCCUGUGAUGUCUUCUGUUACGAGCCUCACUGUGUACGUCAGUCAUUCCGCAACAGUGCCACUGGACGUCAGGUUGGGGUUCCCAGAUACCUUAUACACGGAACAUGUGACCGAAGAUUCGCUCAACAGCACUCUUGUAAGAGUUAUUCCGAUAUGGAACAAGAGUAAACACUCCAAGGACACACCUCUUAAAUGUCUACUUACAAACUCAUCGCAAAAAGCUGUAUUCUACGUGAAAUUAACAGAAGAAAGGGAUUGCGCUAUCUACCUCAAUUCUUCGCUAGACUACGAAACCCUCACAGAAUACUCAUUAGAAGUUCAACUUGAAUCUAUCCAAGGUCUGAUCAACCCUGACAGCAGUCGCGCGAUGGUCAGGAUCCACGUGACAGACGUCAACGACAACCCGCCCGUGUUCAUAUUCAACGAACAGUCCACGAUAGCUGGUGCUAGGGGGAAAUAUUAUGCAAUCGCGACCAAAGAUAUGCCUUUAGGGACUAACGUGCUUCAGGUUAAAGCAAAAGAUAAAGACAGCGGUGAUUUUGGAAAAAUAGAGUAUCGAAAGAAUGCUUGGACCAAGUCUGCCGAAGAAUAUUUCUCUUUGGACACAGAUACUGGAGUCAUCAGCAAUAUUAAAACAUUCGAGAAUGUUCCUAAAGAUAUAAUUCCGUUUAAAUUUAAUGUUAUGGCGAAGGAUAACCCAAAAUCAGACAAUUCCAAGACUGCUCGCGUAUCUGUCGUGAUAAAUCUGCUGCAAAAAGACAACCAAAUGAUAAUUGAAUUAGCUGACGUAAACAUCGAUACCAUGACAGCUCUGCAAGCAAGAAGUCUUCUCUACGAGGUUGAACAGAAAAGUGGCUUAGUGGCUGGCUUGGAGAAGCUAACGCCCAGGCUGUAUCUAGGAGAAAAUGGAACUUUGGAGAGCGAUCCUAAAGGAACCAGCGUAUGGUUGUACCUGUUAGAUCCCAACAGUGGAGAAAUAUUGACAAGGGAGUCAAAACCUAUUAAAAAAGCGAUAGAUGCUGGCGUGUCAGUGAGAGCGCCGCUGGUGGCGGUGGAAGCGCCGCGCCGCACGCAGAUAGCGGCCGCCCCGCUCGCGAGCGCGGUUCCGGCUGCCCUACUGGCUCUGGCCGCGCUCGUGCUCGUAGCGGCCACCGCGGCCACCGCCUACAUCUGUGCCUCCUGGAACAGAUACAAGAAGCACAAAGAGCAUGCAGUACAGCAGCAGUACGGUACCCUGAGCAUGAACGUGGCUGUUCCUCGACCAGCUUCAGGAUACGAGUCCAGCGAAGACGAUCACGCGGCGCCGCGAUAUGAGACUCAGGUGCUGAACAUGGCUGUCGACGACGCUGACCUGCAGCUGGACUUCAGUUCCAACAACCAUGCCUUCAAUGUACACAACGUGCAGUAUUUAUCUAAAGGUGAAAGAAGCCCCACUUUAUCGGAAACGGCGACGACGGCGCGAGCGUCCAGUGUAAAUGAAAGUGGCGGCACUCUUAACAACAUGACUAACUUCGACAACAACAUGAGUCGUAACACACAGACUCUCAACCGGCGGCCGCACACCUCACAGGCGCUCAACAACGCGCUCGGGACCUUGCCCAGGGUCUCCAACAAUGGCGGCGGGGGACUCCUAGCGGCCACUCUGGGGAGGAAGAUGAACGGCAACAACCAUAAGAAGAAAGUGGCACCCAUCAUGGCGUACGAUGAAAUACCAGGGUUGCAGAGGGCGUCGGACAAUGACAACGUGACUUUCGGUAAGCGGAACUUCAGCAGUUACUCGUACGACCAGCCGAUUGAAACAACGACGGAAUUAUGAGCCACCAGACUAGUGAAAUAAAGUGAUGUCCGUCCAUAGACUUUGUACUUAGUAAAUGAUGUGUUCAACGAAUAUACGACUGAAUAGAAGCUCCAAUGUAAGUGUGAAUAACGAAUUUCUAUGUAAUCGCGUAAUUUUAUUGUACUUAGCAAAGGCUAGUCUUAUAAUUGUGCAUAAUAAUGUAAAUAAUAGAAGCAUUGUGUAAUUUUGAUAUUAGGGUACCUGAGAUAUGGUACAAAUUUUAUUGUACAGUUUCAAAUUACUAAUACUUGCCAGUUCAUUAAUCUACUUCUCAUUAUUUUUCUAAUAGGUUUUAGAGAUACAGUUUGUUCGCGCGUUUUUACUGUCUGUCCUGGCAUACAAAUAUUGUUCGAUUUGUUUAUAUUUUAAAGAAUGAAAAUAUUAACAAAGGAUGACUGCAGCUAUAAGAUCUAGAUUGAUGUAUUAUUGUGUCAGAAAAUGAAUACAAAGUGAAUCAUAUAUCUACACACUAUUAUCUAUAUUUAAAAGUGUAAAUAACAGUAAUAAAACGACACCUUUUGAAAAGUAUAAAAUGUAGUUUAUAUCCCAGGGAAUCAGUAAAAACGUUGUUUUACUGUACCUACCUAAUACGUUUUCUAUUCUGCGCUAUUUUAUCUCUUAGUGUAAAAAAUAUUGUCUUAUAUCAUAAUAUCUUAUUUGGAUCCUGUUUCGAUCAUUGUAAUAAAUAUGUGCCAGUUAUAAAUUAUUAUAACAAUAUAAAUCUUAAUGCUCAUUUUUCUAUGAAUGUGAGGUAAUGUGCCAAACGAAUUUAAUUCUUAACAAAGACAAUGUAAACUGUGGAAUAUAAAUAAGUAGUUUACUUUUUUUAUAUAUAUAUAUUUAUUAAUAAAAAAAAAAACAAAUUUUACAUUGCGGUUUCAAAGCAAUAAAAACCACUGAGGUUUGUACAAUUGCUAAAUUAAGUCUACACCAACAGAGUUAAAUUAAUAAAAGAAAAAAUAGUUCACAAUCGUUUGAAACUUAGCUAUACAUUAUAAUUAUACAAAUAAAAGUAAAAGUACUUGAUACAAUUAAUAGUUAAGCACGAUAAAUUGAUCGGUGGUUAGUCAAGUCUUAAGAAGUAUUUUUUUAAAUUCUGUUUUAAAUUAGUCUCAGUCAACGAGUCGGACUUUAAACUAAGGACCCCCCUCCCCCCUUAACUUACGAUAAAACUCAUUAAGAAUCUUUUUUACAUCGCUCAGGAAGUGGUGUCGGGUCGGUGUGGUAUAUUAUAUUGUUUUUUCACAGUUGGCAUUUAACCUUUGUAGUAUCUCAUGUUACUCAUAAUUUAAUUGGCUAAGUGAUACCUUGUCAAAUUUUAAUAUAUUGUAUAUUUUGUAAAUUUUAUAUAUUAAUAAUGUUUACAUUCUAAAAUGUAGAUCAUUUGUAUGAAAAUGUGUUUAUGAUUGUUUUCUUAUUUUUGAGUAAAUUAAUUUUUUCAAUAAA